AUGGGCAACAGCAAGAGCGGCGCUGUGUCGAAGGAGAUCCUGGAGGAUCUGAAGCUCAACACCAAGUUCUCAGAGACCGAGAUCGCCCAGUGGUACGAGAACUUCAAGAGGCAGUGUCCGACGGGCCGCAUCUCCAAAGAGGAGUUCCAGAACAUCUACAGUAAGUUCUUCCCAGACAGCGACGCCGACACGUACGCCCAACACGUCUUCCGCUCCUUCGACACCAACGAUGACGGCACGCUGGACUUCAAGGAGUACAUCAUCGCCCUCCACAUGACGUCCACAGGGAAGACCACGAGGAAGCUGGAGUGGGCCUUCUCGCUGUUCGACGUGGACAAGAACGGGUACAUCACCAAGGCAGAGGUCAAGGAGAUCUGCACGGCCAUUUUCAAGCUGAUUCCUAAAGACGAGCUGUCUGCUCUGCCCAGCGAUGAGAACUCCGCUGAGAAGAGGGCCGACAAACUCUGGAAGUUCUUUGAAAAGGGCGACAAUGACCGAGUUGCAGAGGGAGAGUUCAUCAAGGGAGUUAUGGAAAAUGAAGUCGCUCUCCGCUUGAUUCAGUAUCAGCCUCUAAAGUAA
Molecule: messenger RNA, 579 nt
Organism: Pleuronectes platessa (European plaice)
Lineage: Eukaryota; Metazoa; Chordata; Actinopteri; Pleuronectiformes; Pleuronectidae
Product: visinin-like
Exons: 3
Coding region: 1-579 (192 amino acids)
Molecular function (GO): calcium ion binding
Source: RefSeq, a predicted model, not a curated record